Messenger RNA from Bombus pascuorum, 14325 nucleotides. Its product is annotated as titin homolog. The record is from RefSeq and is a predicted model, not a curated record. The coding region runs from base 737 to 13171 and encodes 4144 amino acids. Gene Ontology annotation, molecular function: SH3 domain binding; RNA binding. The transcript has 7 exons. Gene Ontology annotation, cellular component: cytosol; membrane. NCBI's taxonomy places the organism in Eukaryota, Metazoa, Arthropoda, Insecta, Hymenoptera, Apidae.
GUGAAUAUGUAAUUAAAUGAAUAGAAUACGCGGUGAUUGUGUAUCGAAACAUAUUUGCUAUAACCGCACGACACGCGAUAGUGCUUGAACAUUGACUAUCAUAUAAAGAAGUUGACAUUUUCUAAAAGUAGUUAAGUUUAAUGUAACUAUCUGACAGCGAAGUAUACGUAUUGUUUAUCGAGAUUAGUGAAACUGAUUGUGCAAUAUGGCGAUUAUAUUUGAAUAAUAAGUACACGUCGUUUUAUUAUUGUUUCGCUAACGUUGCGGGGAUUCUAUAUUAUUCUUGCAAUAAUCCGAGGAUAAUGAAUAUAUACCAAUUGUGACACACGCGCGCACGCACUCACACACACACACACUGUUGCAAUUAAAAAUCGUAAGGAUUUAAUAUCAGUCGUAAAGACGUGAGGAGUGAAAAGAAGAUUGAGGAAUAAAAAAAGGAUAGUCCUUUCUGUACAUUUUGCACAGAGCUUUAAUUUAUUAUGUAUAGUAAUAGGUUGUGAUAUUUUAAAGUUUGUGUUAGUAACUUGAUGAAGCAUUAGAAUGAACAUUACUUUAAAUGUACAGAUUUCUUUAAAGUAUUUCAUUUUCCAAAAUAAGAAGACCUUAAUUAGAUAAACUAUGCAGCAUAUAAACAUUAAUAUAAUAGGUUUAGUGUAUUUUAAGGGUCGCAUGACAGUGAAAAGAACUGUAGACUCAAAUGCACUUUGAUAAUUAAAGUGUCUUAAUUAACAGUGUGAUGAGCAGCAGUGGAUAUCGUGGAAGAAGCUUUGGACCACGAGGAGCUCGUACAAAUGGUCCAGCCAAUGGCUUUAAUGUGCCCAGAUAUCCACAUCCUAGUUUUAAUCAUCCACGACCACCAUAUAGGUUACCUGGUCCUGAGAAAUGGAUAGAACGUCCAAAUUUUCCACCAUGGCAGCAGAAUAAAAAUUUUCAUUUGCAAUAUAGAGGAAAUUUACAAUAUCGACCAAGUAGCAGGGGUAGAACAAUAGGUAGUCGUGGAAUAAUAAGAUUUUCUGGGCCUGGUAGACCAACAUCAUCUCAAUUUCACAUGGGCUUUAUAAGAAAUCCUAUACAUACAGCAUUAUUACCCCAAGAAGAAUUAAUUGUAGAUAAGCCUGUAUCAAUACCACAAACUCCCUUGCUUGGUUCUGAAGAAGAACGUCAACAAAAGAUUGCAGAAACAGCUGACAAAUUAAAGAAAAAAUUAUCCUCUAUAACAGAACAAGAAAUUACAAAUUUUUGGGAAGAUGAUUUGCCUAUAUUACCAAAUAAUGGUUCUGAAGAAGAAACUACUCGAAAUAAAAUUAUUCCUGAGCUUAGACACGAACCACCUGAACUUAACUUGACAUUUACUGACCUUAGAGAUAUAGGCAGGAUUGAUUGUAAUAAUUUAAAAUUUGGAAAUGUAGAUAAUGAAUCUAAUAAUGAGAUUUCAAUUGGUUUUGAAAAGAAGUCUACAGAUAAUGUAAUAAGUAAAAAUAAUGAUAUUACAAUUACAGAUGGAGAAGAAUCCUUAAUCAUCUUGGAUUCAUGUGACAAAGAUGACUUGAAACAGACAAAUAAGUUAUUGGAAGAUGAUAAAUGUCAUGAACAAAUACAUAACGAAUUGUCUGAUUUUAAAUGCAACAUAGAAAACUUACAAUUGCAAGAUAAUAAUAUUCCAGAAAGUUUGAUAUCUUCAAACUCAAAUAAUGUUAAUGAAAAGUUAUUAACUUUGAAUUUAGAUGAGAAUAUAACAAAUUUAUUACCGACAGAUUCAGUAAAUAUUUCACUGCCAGAAAGAGCCUUAGAUAUUAAUGAUAUAGAAACGAGUUCUAUAUCAGUAUCAACUACAGAUGAUCAAAAUGAGUUAAAGAUAGAUUUUCUACAAAAUCAAAACACUGUGCAAAUACAUAUACAAGAUCCAAAUAGAGAUAACACACAGGAUACUAACAUCAAUAUAAAACAUAAUAAUCACACAGAAACAAAGCUGCUUGAAGAUAAUCAAAUUCAAAAUAAUUUACAAAGAAAUGUACCCCAAGAGGUAAUUCAUCAAAAUUUGGAAAAUGUAUCUGAUUGUCCUCGAAAGAGAUCACUUAAUUUUCUAUCAUCUAGUGAAGAAAUUCAUUCAAACAGUGUCUGUGAUUCUACAUCUUCGACAUAUUCAAAUUAUGAAGCAAAUAAAUUAAAUGAUGAUAAGAAAUUAAAUAAUCCACCUGUUUUUCAAUCAAAGGUCUUUAAUAUACCUCCUAGGCUAACUCUAAGGAUUGGGGGUCCUAGAGGCCAUUGGGUUUUCCAACAGAAUGGAAAAAAUUCAUCUUUUAGAGGAUCACAGAGAUUAUCCUUUCAUGGUAAUCGAAUACCUCCACCAAGACAUAUUGCAUCAUUUAAAUCAACUGAUUUAGUAUCAGUUGGAUUUGAUCCACUAGCACCACCACCAUUUAUGCAUAAUGUUCCUGUUUUAAAUCAUGACUGUCAGCACAAUCCAAUAGUGCUAUUUUCUUCUAAUGAUUUGCCUCCUGCUUUUGAUCCAAGCGAACCUCCACCAAAUAUAAGAUCAAAAUCAGGUACUGAACCAUCCAAUAAACAAGAAACUAUACAGUCUAUGCCCUCUUUAGAUUUGAAAGGUCAAACACUAAGUACUUGUCAAAAUAAUUUAAAAGUUAUACAACAAUCGCCUGCCUUUGAUCUCAGGGGACCACCUCCGAGAAUUUCAAACGUCUCAGUAACAAAUAAUGAAAAAAUACCUGAAUUUAAUCCUCAACACCCACCGCCAAAAAUUCAUAAAAGGGAGGAAACCCUCCAACCUCCACCAAUUUUUGAUCCGCGACUUUCAUCUCAAGAACGUUCUAAUCUACUUGUACCUUUAGAUGUAUCUAUGUCAACUACAGUGCCACUGAAUUUAAUGGACACAUCACCAGCAUCAGAUUUUAACAUUGGUCCCAUUGUACCAAAUUUUGCACAAUUACCUCCUAUAAACAUACCAUCGCGUCAAUCUUUUAUUUCUAAUGUACAGAUGAACUUUUCAUCUGUUAUAUCACAAACAAGUAGCGGACAAGAAAUAACGAGGGAAUUUCCAUUGCCUCUACCUCCUAUGAAUAUCACUGAAGUUCUUCUACCGCCAUCAAAAGAACCUUCAGUGGGAGAAAAUUCCAAUCCUAAUCAAAGCAUAAACAUGGAUGAUGGGUUAGAAGAUAUGCAAGAAGCAAUGGAAUUUGCAAAGCAAAUAAUGAACUUGACAGAAGAAACAAACGAUAAAGAUAAACCUACAGUUUCUGAAUUACCAUUGACACCAUCCAAAAUUCCAAUACCAAUCGAAAGUAUACAUCGCUCUUUGUCAGUAGAGGAAGGAAAUACAAGUAAUACAAGAAGACAAAGAAAAUAUAGGAAUAAGAAAAGUAGACAAAAUGUAGUCUGUGGACCAGAACUAAUUUGUGAGAAACAAGAGGAUAUCAAGGCAAUAGAUGAGGAACAAAGUGUACAAAAUCAGAGUAAAAAUACCGAAAAUGCAUUAUUGGCAAAUGAUCAAAUAAGACCGAAGGUGAUGUUCAACUUAAACUUCAAAACAAAGAAAAUACACAAACCGGAAGAGUGGCAUAAGACCGUUAUAAAUAUUUCUGAAAACAGAGAAAUCUUGCAACAAAGUGCAAUUCAAAAUUCAAAAAAGGAGAGGGCUCAAUUCAGGAAGCAUUCUUCUGAAAGUAAAAAUAACACGAACGAAAAUAAAAAUAAACAAAAAGAGGCGAAAAUUAACAAAAAUGCUGAUCCACAAGUCAUUCUUAUACACGAAAAAUCAAAUGAUACAUGUUAUCGUUAUAAAAAUUGCGGAGAUUUGGAAAAAUUACAUGCACAUUCUUCGAAUACAACACUAACAUCUAGUGACAUAGAUAUUCAAAAGAAUCAAAAAUCUAAAAAAGAAUCUGGAAAGAAAAAGGUUUUUACUCCAGAAGCUUUAUGGAAGGAAAGAGUGAUCAGUCGUUUCUUGAAAAUGAGUAAAAACGAUAUUUGCAAUAUGGUCAAUAAUUCGAGUCUUCGUAAAUUUGAUAUUGCAAUGGAACAUCUGGUGAAAGAAAGAAGGUCGUCUCUUUCUUUAGAACUGAGAAACAUGGAAGACGAGAAAAUGAAAGAAUAUGAUAGGAUAGAAUUUAUGAAUCAAUUGAACGCGAUGUUAGAUCCAAGCGCUGUUGUCGGUAUUACGGAUUUACCUACAGAAUUUAUUCAUCAUUUGAGCGAAGUUUUACAACUUGAUAUACCGUUUGAUACUGAAUUAUCCGAAAGUCAAAAUGUAGAUAUCGAAGAGAUUAAAAUUAUAAAUCAGAACGAAAAUCUGGGAGUACAUUCGUGUGAGGAUGUAAGGGAGGAGAGUCUAAGAAUCCCAUCUUUUACCGAGUAUCAAGAUCCUCAAGACGAAGAACACGCAGAAGAUAAAUCUAUAUAUAGUAAAGAAGAAUCUACUCACUAUUCUUUAAAUACAGAAUCGAAUGUUAAUAUUUUACGACAGGAUACAAAUUCGUCGCAUCGAUCACUAUCGAAUGAUCGUGAAAUCGAGAAUGCGCAUAAAAAACAACAGCAACCACUAUUUAACGAAGCUGACUUGGAUGAUAUAUUGUCUCAAGUAACAGAGAGAACGAAGAGUUUAUCAAACGCAAGUUUGCCUGUGGAACCGGAGAAGAGCAUUGAUACAGGUUCAAAUGUUUCACUGGUUCAAACAGUAACAGAAGCUUUUGAGUAUAAUACUUUCUCACAGAUUCCUAACAAAACAGUAGCUGAUCUCGAUGAUAUUUUUUCAGCUGGGAUAGUGCGAGUCAAACAAUUAGGUAAAAGUAACGCGGAUAUAGAUCACUUAAGAGCUCGUAAAUCCAGUUCCGAAGAUCGCAACACGCUUAGACACGAAAGGUAUGAAAGAUGGAAGAGAAAGGAGCGAGAGGAUCCGGAUACAUUUAGGAAUUUAACGAAAGAAGAAUGGGAAGCGAAGUAUGGGUUAACUAACACUUUGGUAGCUUCAACUAUUGUGCGAAAAAAUACCUCUAACAGCGCAGAAAAUUUAAGCAAAGAUGAGAGAAAUAAUCGGGCUCCGAGAUACUGCUCGUCGGAUUCACCAAUGAGACACUUAAGCAUAAGUCCUUUAACCCGCGAAGUUUCUGCGCGUAACUUAGAUAGGUAUAUUAGCGAUCCUAGCGAGAUAGAAGAACUACAAACAGCAGAAGAAUCGACAAGUAGUAGCGAGACCAGUUCAAGUAAUUUCAGCGACAGUGAUGAGGAAACUGUUUCUUCCAACGUGACAAAAUUGUUGAAAGUAAUAAAGGAAAAGGAAAAGAUCGCGAAGCAAAAAUCGCUCAAUGAAACCAUCAGAGACGAAGUAGUCGCUGAGAUAGAAAAGGAAUGGAAAGAAAAGAGUAAACACAAGGAACGAAAAUCUCGCAAACGUGAAAAAAGGAAAAAAGAUAAGAAAGAGAAACGAAGGAAGGAGAAGAGAAAAAAGAGGAAAAGGAAUUCUUAUUCGGGUUCGUCAAAAUCUAGCGAACAAACUGAAGAGUUUCGGGUACUGACAGAGGAUGAGAUCAAGAAAGAAGUAAUUGUCAAAGAGGAAUCGAUGAGUUCGUUCGAGGAGAAUGCUUCGUUGAACGACAGAAUUAAUAAUACUUCGGUUAAUAAGUCAGCUGACGCUCUAACUAAAUUACAAAGUUUACAAACAGAGGAAGACUGCACUGUACAUUCUGUUACUUCUGAAACCGUAUCGUCACAACCUAAGAACAAACCCACGAUUGUUUCCGUAGUGACGCAACGGAAAACUAAAGCACAACUCAAACAAGUGCCAGAAUCCAAUAAUGCGGAACAGAGGCAAAUUAUGGAGAAAUUAACGGAAUUUACAGAGAAUAAUACAGUGAAUGUAGAUAACGGAAAGACGAAAGAUCUUCUGGAAAUGAAUAAAGAUUACGAAAUAGCGACGAGUAAUAACGAACGGAUAAACAGAAUUUUAUCUAUGAAUAUCUCUUUAUGUCAAACUAAUGUACCUUUACUUACCGAAGAAUCAUCUCCGUCUAUUCAAUCGCACAGCGAAGCUAUCAGUGAUAAUGACACAACGCAUAUAAUGUCAUUUACAACCCAUAGUAGUUCAAAUCUUGUUCUUGAUACUAGUACGAAUAAUCAGUCUGUUAAUCAAAAAGCAUGUACAACUACUUACUCAGUGGAAAACAAGAGUGGCGGUUAUAAAAAGAUAGAUAUAAAAGCAUAUAAAGAGCGCGCGUUGCAGAGACGUUUGAACGAAUUAGGCGUAUUAAAAAAGGCUCCUGCAAAUUCUGCUUCGUUGAUUCGAGAAUCUCACCAUUCUCUACCUACCGAUAAAUCUAACGUUGAAUCGUUAGAAGCAAUAAGCGAAAUAAAAAGUGGAAUUGAUACAAAUAAAGAACAACUAACGGAUCCACGGUUAAGUAUGGUAAGGUCAACGAGUACGCCCACUUCGGAGGAUUCUGAUAAAGAAGGGGUUAGAGAGAAGAAUAAUUUGGAAGAAGAGCAUCAGACCAUGGAUGUCGCACAAGAAACUAAAAAAGCCGUGAAUUCUAUACAACCGAAAAACUUCAACCAGAAGAAUGAAACUCGAUGCAUGGAUAUUGAUUCAAACGCUUUUAAAGACUUUGUAAAACGUAUGGAACGCAGAAAUGAUAACAAAUCCUUGUCGAAAGUAAUUGUCGAGCAAGAAUUCGACGAAUUCUCGAAUAAAGAGAAAUCAAAACUUGAAUCAGAGAAAAAGCCAAAGAAACCAAUUUCAGAUGUUGACCCCUCUAAGUUUAAGAAUAUUCGAUCAGAGGGAAGUAAAGAAUUGAAAUUGAAGAAAGAGAAAGCUAAGAAAUCGUGUGAAAAAAAGAAAAAGAGUUCGAAGUCGGAUGAAUCUAAAUCGAUAGAAGAAAACCCUGUAGAAAAACAUUCGCAUAAAAAGACGUCUGAUGGUAAUAAAAAGGUACCGAUUGUAAGUUCACAUGCCAGCGAUCAAAGUGAAGUUAAGAAAACAAGCAGUCAUAAUAUUCAUGAAAAUUUAUUUAAACUUCAAACUGUUGAAACGUGCUCGGGAAAUGCAGAAGCAACAAUUGAUAGCAAAACUCUACAAAAACAAGUUAAUACCCAUUCCGUGGUAAGACAAAACAACCAAGUGCUCACUGAUAGCAACAGAGAAACAGUAAGCAUUAAUAAAAACGUUGCAGUACAAGAUAAUGAGAUAAUUAUUUCGAACCAGCAGGUUUUAAAUGAAGAAAUAGCAAGAUCCCAGGACCAAAACUUAAUAAGCUCAGAAAAUGCAAAAAAAGAUGGUGAAUCAAAUAAAGAAAUGGAAGAACAUCCGACUAAAGUCAAUGAAAUGAGUAUGUUUGCUGAAUCUAUGCCCGCUGUAACCUUGAACAAACAAAAGGAUAUAUGUAACGACAUGUCAUCAGUAGGUUCAACGUCUGUUGGUCAUAUUCAAUCAAUUCCCACUGAAAAAUGUAUGACAAGUACACCACCUCUUGUUUCAAACUAUGUUAGCGAAGAAUCUCAUUCGUUAAGCGAACAAAUCGAUGUUGAUAUUGAGAAACACGGUCAUACAAUCAAUACUAAAAAUUUGCAAAAUCCCAAAACAGCUGAUAAUUCUACUUUGGAUACGAGAAUCCAUUCGAAAGUUAUUGUCAAAAACUACGAUAUGAAUGUAGAAACGAUUGAUGUAGAAGAGCAGGAUAGGACUAUAUUUCGGUUAAGCCAAAAAUUAAGAACUUUGGAUAAUUUUACUAAAGUACUAAAAAACGAAGUGAAAUCUCCAGAUAGUCGGAGUAGUCCGUUUAAGGGUUUUCUCGCGGAUACCAUCGAUAACGAUAUUUGUCAAGUAUCUCUAUUAUAUCAUACAAAGAUGAACAAUACAAAUAUCAAGGAAAACACGACAAAAGAAGACAAAGAUCCCAACCAAUGCGUACAAACGUGUUUCAAUGAUAAAUCCAUUAUAGAAUCGAAAGACGAAACGAAAGGUGGCGAAGAAGAUUUUUCUGAGAAAAUGGACGAAGAAAACGAAACAUCCUCAAUUUCUAAUUUAGCAGAAGAGCAACAAAAUGUUACAGAGAAAACGACAGAUCAUAGCUUAAAUGUGGAAGAUAAUACCAAGAUUGAUGAUACGACGUUGGAAAUUAAGGAUAAAGAUAUAACAACGGAAAAUGAUCAAACUUGUGAUCUUUCUGCACAGUCGAAAUUUUUAUUUCUAGCUAACGUAGACAAUGGUCACGAUACACUUGACGAAGAUAACCAGUCAUUCAUUGUUUUAGACGAAUAUAUAGAUGAAACAGAUGAAAAAUCGAUCAAGAAAUUGAGUUCUGUUGACUUAGAUCUCGAAGAUUGCAUUGCGCGAGAUGCAGAUGUUUUUACGACUAAAUCAUUGCAAAAAUUUACCGCUGUUUCUCCACCGGAGUUAUUUGCGGCUGCAGAGAAGACUGGAAAUACUACAAAUCUAUUUUUUCCUAUACUUCCAUCAAACGAGAAUUUAGAGGCAAAUUCAAAAAUAUUAAAAACUACUAAACCUAUUAAUUCAAUUAAUUCAGAAAUUUCAGUAGAAUAUCCACAAAAUAUUAUUAAUGCAACAUCUGAAAAUAUUUCUCAAAAAUGUGCAACGAUCGAACCAUCAUCGAUUACAGAAAUAAGAGUCGAAGAGAGGAAUGAACAUUGUACAAAUGUAUCAGAGGAUAAUUUACUGCAUAAUCUUCAAUCUUCUUGCGCAACCGAACCAGUAGUUACAUCCCUUGAGAGUGAAAGUUCACAAAAUUUAAAUGUUCCAAUAAAAAUUGCCAGGAGAAAGUCCACAGAGAACUUUGAGAAUACUGCACCAAUACCUGAAACAAAUAAAGAACUUCUAGAACUGAAGAAACAACAGCAAGUGGAUAAUAACUUACUAGAUAAGCAAAUAUCAGUUCCUUGUGAAAUAAGUACGUCCAUUGAUAGAAAUUUAUCUAUCGAUUGUAAUAAAGAAUACGAGGCACGAAUUUCGAAUAAGUUGAAUAAAAAAGACAAGAGUAAGACUUUAAAUAACAUAGACAAUAAAUCAAAAAAGAAAUACAAGAAACGGAAGCCUACUACUUCAAAGAAGAUAGUGAAGGAAGCAAUGACAUCAGAUAAUGUAAAAAUUAAACAUCCAACCAUGAAAGAAGCUGUCAUGGCUAGGAUGAUCGAAAUCGAUGUUGAAAUCCAUAAAUUAAUGACAGAAAAGAUGACCCUCUACCAAAUGUUAACAAGCGAUACUUUACCGAACGACAAUAAUUUACAACAAAAUAACGUGACGCGUGAAGACAUAGAAGUUGAAACGCCGGUAAUUAGACCUCGAACUCCAUCCACGUUAAUGACACAAUUACUUCAGAAUAUCGAACCUAAUCCAGUAGCAAAUCAAUGUGCCAAGACAACUACGGAAAGUUCACCUACAAAAGAAAGUCCGAUUAAUCCUAUACAGCCAAAUAAAUCUAAGACAUUGUAUAAACACGAUCAUCAUGCGGAGAAAAGGGGAAGUUGUACUUCUACUUGUGGUUCCGAUGAUGAAGAGAUGGCAUAUCAUGCCGAAAAUACUAAAUCAUCUAAAAAAAGAAAAAGACAAAGCUCUGAAACCGUGGUGGUUAAAAGAUUGGAAAAUAAAUCAGAUAGUCAAAAUGUAUGCACCAAGGACACACAAAGUACAGUUACAGAGAAGAAGCAAGUUAAUAACGCAAUAAAAGCAACCCUAAAAAAAAUCAAUACGAAACGAACAACAAUAGAACAAAAUUCUGAUCAGGUUUCAGCGAAUGAAACUAUAUUCCAAGAAGAUAUCAAUAAAGAUAUAAUUAAAUCUCAAGAGACUGAAAAUAUUGGAAUAUCUGUGGAACCUCAAAUACUCAAUGAAGACACUAUUGAAAUAAGAAUACCAGAGCUUAAUAAAGAAAAUUACUUAACAAAAGAUUGUGAAGAUAAAGAUGAAACCUCAAACAAGACAAGUAACGACGUAGAUUUAGUAGAAAAACCAAUGGAGAACAAAACACCAGAAAGGUCAUCGAUAUAUUCGGAUGACAGCACUUGGGAUUCUCUUCUUCAGAAUCCAAGCACAGAUGAUCAAAAGAAAUCAAACACUGGCCUUGCUUUGUUAGAGGAAACGUAUAAGAAAGAAAUUGCGAAAACGCGAAGAAUAAGAGCCGAAGCGCGAAGAAAGAAAAAGAAAAAAUUAAAGAAUUUGUUACAGAUUGUGAAUACUUUAACUCCUGACGAGGAGGAGUUACCACUGUCAGCUUUAUAUGCUAGAAAAUUGCAUCAAAAGAAACAAUUACUGGAUUCUUUUGAACAGCAAACUAAACAACAAACAGGUAAUGAUCCACAACUGUGGAAAAAUGUAGUUGAAGUGAUAAACGCAGUAGCAGAAAACAGAACAAAAGAUCUUUAUGUAGAGUCUUCGGAAAAACGGUUAACUAAUUGCUCUGAAAGUGUCGUAUCCGCUAUACCAAAUCCAGACGUAAACUCUGAAUUUAGAGAUAAGGAAAAACAGAUUAUAAAUUCCUCACUAAGAAAUAUUAAAGAAGUUUGCAUCGAACCAUUGGUCGAUGUUAACAUUUCUGACAAUAAAAAUGAAAGGAAUAAUGUUUCGAAGAAAGAUGAUUUACAAAUGUUAUCUAGUAAAUCGCAAGAAUUUUUAAAUAAUGAAUACUUCCAACAAGAUUUGGAAAUCAGUGUGUCAUCAAACAUUGUAAUGAAUUUAUCCGAAACAUGUACAGAUGAUACAUCUAUAAAUAUCGAAGCAAAUUUAGUAAAAUCCUUUGUACAGCAAGAUGUAGAAAAUGAUAACGUGAAAAUCAAUCGAUCGACCUCGAUAAAAGAUUCAGAUUCGUGUCUUACGGAAUCAAAUUCAAAUAAUGUUCGCGAUGGUCAGAAUAUCUCGAACGUCUUGGAAUAUUCGGAAAAAGCUGAAAGAAAAACUAAUAUGGAAACUAUGGAGUCUACUUUGCAAAACAGACUAAGUAAUACUGAUGAGAAUAUUGCAACACAGGAACCUACCAACAGUCAAUUCGUAAGAACAUCUGAAGAUACUCGAAAUAAUUAUGAUACUUCAACUGAAUCUAACAAUGAUAAAAAUAUUGAUAUUAUGGAUGAAACUACAUCAAAGGAUAAAUUUGGUUCUAAGCUAGAAAACGUAAAUGAAGCAAAUAUGCAAGAUUCCUUAGUUUUGUACGAUGUAGAUAAUAAUGUUGACAAUACUGCUGAAGAAUUCAAUUGUAUACCUCAAAAUGAACGCCUUAUAAGUCUCAGAGAACAUAAAGAAUCACAUAAAAGAAAAGAUAUUGAGCGAUUUGAUAAGACUGCAUGCGAAGAAAAUAAUAAUCAGAAUUGCGCAUCUGUUUCUUCUUUUACUGAGAAUACAGAAGCAUUAAAAAGCGAUGAAGUACUAAGUAAGAAAUCGUGUAAGCAUAAGAGAGGCGGCACCAAGACUGCAAUUCGACGAAGCUCGAGAUAUGCCGAAGAACCUAUGAAACGCGUAAAAGUAGAGAUUGAUGUAACCGUCCCAAAUAUUGAGCAGGAGGAAAAGAAUUUCAGGAUGCAGUUUCCAAGUACAUCACCGUGCGAAGAAGUCGAAACUAUAUUAAUAAAUUCUAGAAGGAAUCGUAAUAUUCAAAAGCCAAUAACGAACAGAAAGCGACGCACACCUAUUCUUUCAGAAGUUGAUGUUGUAACACGUGAAUUGAAUUCAAAUAAUGAAUCUUUAAAAGGAAUUAAAAGACAGAAAAAACAUACAAUGUCCGAAAUGAUGAAUUGCAUGGUACGGAUAGUAGAUUGUAGACAUACGAUUUUGAAUCCGAAUGUAAACUUAGACGUAUUACAAAACUAUGGAAUAUCCAAAAUUAACACAUACGUCUAUUCUAACCCUACUCAAAUGGAUUCUUCCGUAAGUCUUAUGGAGUCAACAUCAACAAAAGAUUUGCCUACUGUAUGCAAGACAACAUCAUUGAGUGAAUUACCACGAAGUCAGGCUUUAAAAUUGAUUAAAAAAUUUGAUGAUACAACACGACUUGUUAAUGAUCAAAUAAAUUCAAUUAAAAUUAAGAAAAUACCAAGAUCUACAAAUCUGGAUCCACCUGUAAGUAAUAAAGAAGAAUGUGCAGACCCCGAUAUCGAAGUUAUGCCAGUUUUAGCAAAGGAACCUAUUACUGUGGACAUUAUACAGAAUUGUGAUAAGCCAGAUAUUGAGAUUGUGGAAGAAAAAACGAUAGUUACUAAGAAUCAACAACACGGCAAGUCUGGAUCAACAUUGACUGCAAUAGAUAUAAAUGACGAUAAAGAACUACCGAGGACGCAAUAUACGGUCCAUAAAGGUCCUAUUUUAGAUAUUAAGGUUUUUGAGAAUUCAUUCCUAGCCGCAAGUGAAGAUGGCAGAAUAUACAGGUACAAUCAAGCAUCUAAUGGAAUAUUAAACAUCUACAAAGGUCAUCAAGCAGCAGUAACUUGUUUAUAUGUAUACAAUACAACUAGCACAGAUAUUAGCAAAGAAUGGAUGUUCUCUGGUUCACUGGAUGGAACCUUACGAUGUUACAACAUAAUGACUGGAGUACAAGUGAGAGAUACAGCAGAUAUAGGUAGCCCCAUACAAUGUAUGGAUGAAGCAUGGGGAAUAAUUUUUAUUGGUACUAAGUCAGGGCAUGUAUCACGCUAUCAUAUAAAGUCAGGUGCUAUUAAAGGAAACAGCAUACAGUUCUCAGAUAAGUCUGUAUUAGCUUUAAAAGCAACUAAUGAGGGUCCACGAAGAGUUCUUAUCGUAGCAUCACGUAGUCAACCGAUAACGAUACGAGAUGCUCAAAAUGGCCUAUUUCUUCGCACAAUUUGUGGUCAAAAAAGUCACACUGUGUAUAGUUUGAUGCGUGAUAAUCAUUUGAUUUAUUGUGGUACAAGUAGCACAUCUAUACUUGUCUUUGAUUUUACGAAUGGCGAACAAACAAUGCAGUAUGAUGCUGGUGUAGGAAUUGUAUGCAUGCGUCUGUACAAACAACUAUUGUUUGCCGGUUGUUAUGAUGGAAAUAUUUAUGUAUUUAAUACAAAGGAUCAUCAACUUGUAUGCAGUAUACCUGGACCUGGUAAUAUGUUAUUAAGUAUGGAAGUCAUAGACAAUAAGAUCAUAGCUGGUAGCAAAGAUAAACGUUUGCAAUCAUGGCAAAUGCCACGACAAGUACGAUCUUUGCUAUAGAAAGUGAAUCAAGUUUGAAUUGACAGAUCCUAGUCUAGUCGUACUACGAGGGAAAAGAUUAUUAAAUUUGGAGUACAAUCUGCCUACGAAAUCAUUGUACAGACUCAGAGGAGUUACUUUGUAAUAUAUAUACAUAUAUACAUUUUAUUUGCGAGAAAAUGCACAUAAGUAAUAUAUAUAAAUAUGUUUGUACAGAAAAUUAGGUAAAUUAUUAAUAUUGCGACAAAAUCAGUACACUUAAAAAACGUGGUAAAUUCUUGUUCUUUAUUCCAUUUUGUAAACUCGCGCUAGUAGGGAUAAGCGUACCUUGUGCCUUGUGCGUAACAUGUGUGCGAAAUGCUUUUUUUCAUAUUCUUUAAUAAUGAUACAAGAGACAUAAACGUGAUUACAAAGGAGUGCUCCAUUUAUCGUUCAAAGUUUUUGAACCUUUGCACUUGUUACUUUUUCUUUUGUAUUUGGAUAUAUAUUUAGAAUGUUAUAUGAAUAUGUACCUAUAAAACAGUAACACAGCAAGUGUAAAUGCUAAUAAUAAUUAUAUUUAUUGUUUUAUAUUAAAUUUGUAGGUGGCCUGACAGCAUUUCGCAAUUUGCUUGAUUAAUGCAAAAGAUUGAGGUGUGUAAAGCCAACUUGUACGAAAACAUCUAUUUAAAUUAAAUCAAUAAGAAGUGUGAGUUUCAUCGCAUCGAUGGAAUUCCCGAAUAAGAACCAAUGUAAUAAUUUGUUUUGUUGAACUUAUAUUUUUCUUUGUCAAUUGUUAUGUUAUUUUUUAGGCCUUAUUCCGUAAUUCAUAAUUAUUUUAUACCUUUUAUCUUAUAUUAUUAUGAAGUAACUAGUAAAAGAAAGAUGUGUUUCUACCGAUGUUAUUAACAAAGAAUGUUAGAAUGUGAUUAUAAUGAAAUGUAUAUGUUAAAGAAACAAACCUGUCUAUAUUAUAUAUUGUAAGAAAUGUAAAAUUUUUUAAAAAAAUGCACAGUGUGCAAACAAGUUCUAUGCAAUUGUGGUUUAUCUUUAACAUAUAUUAUUUCGUUCAUUUCGCAUUGUACUUAUAAAAAUAAUCAUUUACAUGCACAUCACUGAACCUACUACGUUGUAUUUUACAAAUUUAUUGUGUACCUAGUAUUUGUUACAUGUAACAAUAAAAUAUUGUUCUCGUA